Molecule: messenger RNA, 3361 nt
Organism: Papilio machaon (common yellow swallowtail)
Lineage: Eukaryota; Metazoa; Arthropoda; Insecta; Lepidoptera; Papilionidae
Gene: SPoCk
Product: calcium-transporting ATPase type 2C member 1
Exons: 19
Coding region: 102-2975 (957 amino acids)
Biological process (GO): intracellular calcium ion homeostasis; manganese ion transport; calcium ion transmembrane transport
Cellular component (GO): Golgi membrane; endoplasmic reticulum; plasma membrane
Molecular function (GO): ATP hydrolysis activity; P-type calcium transporter activity; ATP binding
Source: RefSeq, a predicted model, not a curated record
UUUGUCAAAUUGACAGUGUAUUUUCGUUGUUCUGUAGUUUGAGUCGUCUUUCGGUGUUAAAAUGUCUGUCGUAGCUUAAGCUCUUGGACAUUUUGUUAAAGAUGAAAAGUAGCCCCACUCGCAAAUAUGAGAAUUUCUCCAACGACCAUCAAGGAAAAGAUACCGACAAGUAUUCCCUAGACAGCCAGGAUACUGCAAGUUUGCAUUCGGAGGAGGGUGGGCGGCACGGACCGGACGUGAACGCAGGCGCCGGCGACAUGUGGAUCAGCGCCGUCGAGAGUUCCAUACUCGCCUGGGAGGAGGUGGCGGACCGUCUACACGUGGACGUCCGCCGCGGACUGUCAUGGCGGGAGGCUAACGAUCGUAUGAACUUCGUGGGCCCGAAUGAGUUCCAGGUGAAAGAGGAGGACCCGCUCUGGAAGAAGUACAUCGAGCAGUUCCAGAAUCCGCUUAUUCUACUACUACUAGGGUCUGCGGUGGUGAGCGUAUGCAUGCGUCAGUUUGAUGAUGCGAUAUCGAUCACUGUGGCCAUCAUCAUCGUGGUAACUGUCGCCUUUGUUCAGGAGUAUCGCUCGGAGAAGUCACUCGAAGAACUCAACAAACUGGUCCCGCCGACAUGCAACUGUCUGCGAGAGGGCAGUAUCGAGCACUUUCUCGCUCGGAACCUAGUCCCUGGAGAUAUAGUCCAUCUGAACGUUGGAGAUCGAGUACCAGCUGAUCUUAGGCUCUUCGAAUCCACCGACUUGGCUAUAGACGAGUCCUCGUUCACCGGAGAAACGGAACCAGCGGUCAAAACAGUAUUGCCUAAUAAAGCGGCCGGUGGAAGGGUCAACAAAGAUAACAUCGCGUUCAUGGGGACACUUGUACGAUGUGGAAAUGCUAAGGGCAUCGUAGUGAGUACAGGCGAACGAUCAGAAUUCGGCGACAUCUUCCGCAUGAUGCAAGCGGAGGAAGCUCCGAAGACGCCGCUGCAGAAGUCCAUGGACACAUUGGGGGCGCAGCUGUCGCUGUACUCGUUCUGUAUCAUCGGCUUCAUCAUGGUGGCGGGCUGGCUGCAGGGCAAGGCUAUACAGGACAUGUUCACCAUAGGUGUCAGCUUGGCCGUUGCUGCUAUUCCUGAAGGUUUACCUAUCGUGGUGACUGUGACGUUGGCGCUGGGUGUGAUGAGGAUGGCCAAACGUAAUGCAAUUGUGAAGAAACUACCAACUGUUGAAACCCUUGGCUGUGUCAAUGUCAUAUGCAGCGAUAAAACUGGUACGUUAACAAAGAACGAGAUGACGGUGACCAUGUUGUCUACAUCUGGUGGUCACCUGGCGGAGGUGUCAGGUGCAGGAUACAACUCUCGUGGGGAGUUGUCGCUGAGGGCGUACAAGGGUCGUGAUCUUGAUGUCGCCAGGAUGGCUGUUCAGACAUUGCUCGAGGUUGGUGUGUUGUGUAACAAUGCGGAGAUUCGAGAUGAGACAUUGUACGGACAGCCGACAGAGGGCGCUCUGCUCGCUGCAGCUAUGAAGAAUGACUCCCACCAUGUACGAGACCAGUAUACCAGGCUGCAUGAGAUACCCUUCAGUUCAGAGACAAAGAUGAUGGUGGUAAAGUGCGGGCCCAAGUUCAAGGAUAGCUCGGUAAAGGAGGAGGUGUUUGUGAAGGGUGCCAUAGAGAAGGUGUUACCACUGUGCACGCAUUACAUCGACAGCGCCGGGAACUAUGCUCCCAUGACCAGAGACAAGCAGAACGACUUCCUAUCAGAGGCUUAUAACAUAGGACGGACUGGUCUUCGUGUAAUAGCCCUAGGUCGUGGUCAGAGUAUGGAGUCGUUGAUGUAUACAGGUGUGUGUGGUGUUUGUGACCCGCCGAGACCCGGAGUACGAGACGCGGUCGCUACCCUGCGUCGUGCAGGUGUCGAAGUUAAGAUGGUCACCGGUGAUGCUAGACCUACAGCCCUCGCUGUCGCUCAAAUGGUUGGUCUUGAUGUGCUGCACUCCCAGUCUCUGUCAGGUGAUCAGCUCGAUGCCAUGCCUGAUGAUGACUUGGACAGGAUCAUUGAAACUGUCAGUGUGUUCUACCGCGUCACUCCGAAACACAAGUUGUCUAUAGUUAAAUCUCUACAGCGGCGAGGUAACAUCGUUGGUAUGACAGGUGACGGUGUCAAUGAUGGGGUGGCAUUAAAACGCGCUGACAUUGGUAUUGCCAUGGGACGUAAUGGCACCGAUGUGUGCAAAGAGGCUGCGGACAUGAUCUUAGUUGAUGAUGACUUUGCUACCAUUAUUUGUGCGAUAGAAGAGGGCAAAUGUAUAUUCUACAAUAUCCGCAACUUUGUGCGGUUCCAGUUGUCUACUUCUAUCGCGGCGUUGUCUCUCAUCGCACUGGCAACACUCAUGGGCAUCCCCAAUCCUCUCAAUGCAAUGCAGAUAUUAUGGAUCAAUAUUAUUAUGGACGGUCCCCCGGCGCAGUCUCUGGGUGUGGAGCCAGUAGACCACGAGGUGGUGCGCCGGCGACCGCGUGACACCACCCGCCGCAUCAUCUCGCGCGGUCUUCUCCUCUCCGUGCUCCUCUCAGCAGCCAUCAUCAUCGCCGGCACCCUCUGGGUCUUCAAUAGAGAAAUGUCAGACAACAAGAUAACACCGCGUGACACAACAAUGACUUUCACUUGCUUCGUACUGUUCGAUAUGUUCAAUGCACUGUCAUGUCGCACGCAGACAAAGUCUAUCUUCCAAGUCGGACUCUUCUCUAAUAAAAUGUUCCUGGUGGCGGUGUUCAUGAGCCUGGUGGGUCAGAUGCUGGUGGUAUUCUUCCCGCCGCUGCAGCGCGUCUUCCAGACUGAAGCUCUAACUGGACAUGAUCUAAUAUUCCUGGUAUGUCUGACAUCCAGCGUGUUCAUAGUCAGCGAGGUGAAGAAACUGAUCGAGCGCACGAUCAAGAAGCGAUCCUAUGGAAAGUUCUCGACGAAGGCCCACGACGCCUUAGACUUUGUAUGACACGAGACGUUGAGGAAGGAGCAGUAGGCGCGCGCCCACGUGACACCUGUCACAGUGACAGCUGUCAUCGCGACGCAGCCGACAGCUGUCACUGUGACGCGAAACGUCAUAGAGAUGCUGGCCGUUUUGAUUCGGUUUUUUACAGUGUGGGCUCCAAUGAGGUUGUAAUGCGAGGUGACUGCUGUCAGUUUACUGAUAAUUGCAGUUGUGAGGAUGAAUCGUCGCGUAGGCCGCCAUUUUCUAUUUACGAUGGCAAAAUAGAUAUUCCUAUUCGCUUUUAGGUGUUUUUUUUCUCAGUGUCCUUCGGUGUUUUAGUUUUUUUUUAAUUGUAUUUAUUACCUCUCACGUCGUCAUGACAAUUGUAUUUAUAGGAUGGUGUUACCAUU